This is a messenger RNA of Varanus komodoensis (Komodo dragon), 3403 nucleotides long. Its product is annotated as CD99 antigen-like. The transcript is spliced from 11 exons. The record is from RefSeq and is a predicted model, not a curated record. The coding region runs from base 295 to 852 and encodes 185 amino acids. Lineage: Eukaryota; Metazoa; Chordata; Lepidosauria; Squamata; Varanidae. Gene Ontology annotation, biological process: T cell extravasation; homotypic cell-cell adhesion; positive regulation of neutrophil extravasation.
CGCCUCGUAGAGGCGGGCCUCCCAAGUUGGAGCGAGUUCAGUUCGGAUCGGUUUCUUUUAGCCGCGGAGCUGCAACUUUGGUGCCGCUUGUUUUGCGGGGCUUCUCUGGCGGAGCGAGGGGAGGGCUCAGCUGGCGCCUCCACGCUCUGCGGGAAACCGACGUGAACGAGAGAGAGCCGGAGUGGGCAGAGGAUACCAAUCGCACUUUGCGGCGGCUUAGGCGAGAAGAGCGUGUGGGAGUCUCGAAAAGUUCGUUCCAGAACCUGGACCGAGGCAGCUGCUGGCGGCGGCACCAUGCGGAAACUCCUCCUCUUUGUCUCUCUGUCGCUGGUGCUCCUCGCGACCCAUUGCAGAGGACAAGAUUUUGACUUGUCAGAUGCACUUCCAUCUCACCCAACGUCGAAGCCUUCCGUGCCUAGUAAAAAGCCACCAAGUGAUGGUGGUUUUGAUUUAGGAGAUGCCAUCGAUGAUCAAGACUCCAAUCCAGCACCGCCACCACCUCCUCCUCAACCAAAACCCGGAAGCCAUGGCAAUUCUGGGGAAUUAAGUGAUUUGGAUUUAGUCGGUGGUAAAUUGCCUCCAGAAGAACCACCAGCAGGCCGUGCUUCUAACCCUUCUCCAGGAGGAGGGAAUGGAGGCUCCACUGAAAAUACAGAAGGUUCUCAAGGAAUGCUAGCUGGCAUUAUUAGCUCAGUCGUUGUGGCUGUAGUUGGGGCUGCAUCAAGCUUUAUAGCAUAUCAGAAGAAAAAGCUUUGCUUCAAAGCUAGUGAUCAAGAGAAUGUUAAUAUGGAAAGCCAACAGGGAGCCCAUGCAGAGCCACCUGUUCAACGUACACUUCUGCAGAAACAGUAAUAAACUUUAAGAUGAAGAGAAGACCAGAAACUGGAUAGAGAACCUACAUAUUUCCCUGAAUAACAACACAUUUCAAGCAGAAAAAAUGAAUUGUGAAGUAAAGUUAGAAUAGUCCUGUUGAAGCAUAUUUUGAAAGGAAGAAGAAAGCUUCAGCAAAUCCCAGUACCUGUACUUGUGGUUUACCUUCAGAACCUUGAACAUUGUGCUUUUGCUGAUUAUUUGCUUUAAAACAUAUUGUUGUUGAAAUUGUUACUUUUGUCUGAAGUUUCAACUUUUGUUUUGUGGCGAUAGCCUUAAAUUGAGGGGAGAUGUUAGUGCCUGCUAGCAAACUGCCUUUGGGCAGGCUAUGUACCAGGGGAGACAUGGACCACAGGGAGGUGUGGUGCAUUUUUGCACAGAGACACACAUCACAUCCUCUUUCCAGGGCCUUGUCAGUAAGGCUCAGGCCACUCAGUUGUGAGGGAUGGUGUGUAUAUUUGCCCUCACCACUUCAUUGCCCUGAAGUGCAGCAUUUUCAUUUCUUCACAGAGGAGUGUGUGGCAACCAGCCACAGAUAUGGGAGAGAAGUUAAGUCUUGCAUUCAUUGGCAUAGGAGGUUAACCACAUCCCUGGUGAGCUGAUCAAUUGUGUUUCCUUCUCCAUAGCUGCAUCCUGGGUUCUGUUUGGGGGUUAUGUCUAGAACAUUGUGGAUAUUUGCCUUCCAAGAAGUAAUUCAAGUCUAAUAGCCUUUUUGAUUUUGAAGCCACUUUUAACAUUCUAUCUUACCUUUCUGUAAAGUACAUAGGAAACGAAGGUACAAGAUACGUUGCCUUAAUAUUUCUCACUUGAAGCUGACUCUCUAAGAAGUCUUUUCUAGUACAUGUUGCACUUAAGGUCAUAUGAAUCAAAAUAUAUCUUUAUUAUUUUGAAUUAAAAUAUAGGCAUGGCAAUUGAAAUACAGUCUCUUCUAUUUCCUCUGCUUCUGGCAGUGGGGCCCUCUAUAUACCUUUGCGCAAACUGGCCUACAAAUAUCCAGCUACUAAUUCUAGGUCUGCAUUGUAUUAUACUAGAAAACCAAACUAAGUUUAGCUAAUGCAGUUACCUGUUAAAAUUGUGUGAUGGCCUAUGCUUCAGACUAUAAUGUUUGGCUCUUUGUUAUUCACAAGGGCUCUGCCGGCUCUUUGUUUUUUCUGCCCCCCAGACUUAACAUUCUUGUGAGUACUUAGUUAAAACUUUUCAGCAAAUAGAUAAUAUGCUUCUGAUAACAAGGGUUGUUUGUCCAAUGCAUGUGCCUUAAGCAUUAUACCUUGAAGUGCCAUUAAAGGAACCUGUAAUAAGUAAUUGAUCCAAACAAUGUGAAAUCAAUUUUCAUGGGGAAAAAGGCCUUGAGGGCCAUCGGGAACAGUCAAAUGCAAUAUUUCCAUUUGAUGGAACAAAUCUUAAAGAAUUCCUGCGUCUAUUCUUUGAGUUUUAAGAUGGUGACCUUAUUGUAAGACCAUCCUGAGACCAUUUGCUAGUGGACAGCAUAUAAAAGUUUUAAAUAAAUAAAUAAAACUUGUAGAAGCUGACAACAAAAAUGAAACUACAUCAUGAAAGGUUCAACCCAGAGUGUUACUUUUUGGUAAUUCAUAUAAUAUUUAGCUAAGCAUCAUGCCAAUGUAAAACCAUUUCUUUAUCACACAGAAUUAUUUCUGUAUGACUGGCCUUCUGGAGCGAAACAACAUUCAGUGGCAAACUAGAUGAAAGUUAGCUGUAUAAGCGAUGUGUGGAUCCUUGACUCUGUUCAUCUUAGAGUGCAUAUGAGAAACAAAAUGGAAGACAUAUUUUCUGCACCAAAUAUGUGUCUUAAAAAUUAGGAUACAGUUCUGAUACCACAGUUGGCAGUAUUCCUCACUCAUGCUGGAAUGCUUAGUCAUAUGAUGUUUUUUCUCUCUACAAGCAUGCAUAAUGUUGCGCCCCUAAUAAAAACAUCAUGUUUUGACAUAGGAGACUGCAACUUGCUUGUACUAAGUGGUAAUACUUUUUAUAUGAUACUCAUUUUGCAAAUCAGGAGCAAUGCUGAACUUAAAUAUUGGAAUGUUCUGAUUUCUGAAGAUGUUCCCAUGUCAUUCCUGAAAAAAAUAGUUUUAUCCCCAAACACUCAUUCACUUUGUUGCAAAAAGCAAGAAGAAAUCAUAUUCUGAAUUUCUGCCCAAUAGUUUGUUCCUGUGUGUAUUUCACUUGGAAGAAGGUUCCCAAAAGUUCAAUAUACCUUACUUUCAAAUAAAUGCAUAUAGGAUUGCCUGAAUUCUUUUGUGAAUGCUUUGAAAUAAACUUCACUGAAUUCAGUGGGGCUUACUUCUGCAUAAAAAUGAACAGUCAGGCAUUUAACCUCUAUUAUAAGAAAUAUUGUCAUAGUUUAUUGUAAUAAUGCUUCAUGUAUAUUAUGUGGUAAAGCAAUAUAAAAUAUAUAGAUAGAUAUUUGGGUGUGUUUAGUUCUCAACUAAAGUUAUGGCUCCUUAGAUUGGAGAAACCCUAUGAAUCUGGCAUUUAAGAUCUAACUGUGAUUUUCUAAUAAACAAAUCAAAAACCA